UAUAAGAGGGCUAUAGUCUUCUGGAUAUCAAUUUCGAUCUGAUUUUUUUUUUCGCUUUUUUGCUUCCGUGAUGAAGUCAUCGAGUAUAAUUUUUUUGUUCGUGGUUAUAUUCUCAUGCGGAUUUUUACUGAGACAAUCCGAAGCUGUCAACGUUUAUUGCUAUUAUGCUUCUUGGGCAGCAGAAAGACCUGAUCAUGCCAAAGUUUCUGGGGACGAUUUAGAUCCCAAUUUAUGUACCCACAUAUUUUAUGCAUUCUUGAGUCUUAAUCCAGAAGAUGAUGGAAAAUUAUCUUAUCUCGAUGAAGAAUUGGACGUCAAAUUAGGUAAUAUUCAGAAAGUUUCGGACCUCAAAAAAAUAAAUCCAAAUCUCAAACUCCUAUUCAGUGUUGGUGGCGCUUCUGCAGCGCCCUAUGUUUUUGCUGCUAUUGCUGCUGAUGAAACCAAACUGGCCAACUUCGUGAAAAGUAGUGAGGAGUUUUUGGACAAGUACAACUUCGAUGGUAUAGAUAUCGAUUGGGAAUACCCCUAUGACAAGCCCCUACUACUGAAGAUGGCCCAAGCUCUCAAAGAUCGCUUUCAACCUAAAGGUAGAUUAGUCACAACAGCAGUUGCUUAUAAUCCUGAAGAUGCUGGAUACGAUGUGAAAGGAAUGAAUGAAGUGUUCGACCUGAUCAAUGUAAUGAGCUACGAUUUCCAUGGAGCCUAUGCAGGCAAAUUGGGUCAAAACGCUCCUCUUUACGGCUCUUCUUCAGAAAGUUCAUGGCAGCAAACUGUUUUGAACUGCAAUGCUAGUUUAUGGAAUUGGAGAAAUAAAGGGGCUGUGCCAGAGAAAUUAUCUCUUGGAGCUGGAUUCUAUGGACACACUUUCAAGAUGGUAGAUGUUUCUCAAAAUUCACCAGGAGAUGCAGCCAGUGGACCAUGGGAUAAGGGACCUUAUACUGACAAUAUGGGCACACUGGGUUAUUUAGAAUUGUGUGAACUUCAUAAAUCUGGAACCACAAGAUGGGAUGAUGAACAAAAAGUUCCAUAUAUGACCGAUGGUAACAUGUGGGCUGGAUUUGACAAUGAGAAGUCUCUUCGAGAGAAGAUAAAAUACAUCAAGCAAGAAGGGAUUUCUGGUAUAAUGAUCUGGUCUAUCGAGACCGAUGACGUCAAGGGCAUCUGCGGCGGUCGUAAAUGGCCUCUCCUGAACGCAAUAAAUGAUGAAAUAAAAAACAAGAAUAUUUAGAUUUAUUGCUGAAAAUCAAAGAUAUUAAAAAGUAAAAGUGU
Molecule: messenger RNA, 1269 nt
Organism: Harmonia axyridis
Lineage: Eukaryota; Metazoa; Arthropoda; Insecta; Coleoptera; Coccinellidae
Product: acidic mammalian chitinase-like
Exons: 7
Coding region: 71-1228 (385 amino acids)
Biological process (GO): carbohydrate metabolic process; chitin catabolic process
Cellular component (GO): extracellular region
Molecular function (GO): chitin binding; chitinase activity
Source: RefSeq, a predicted model, not a curated record